Helianthus annuus (common sunflower) is the source of this 1199-nucleotide messenger RNA. Its product is annotated as probable pyridoxal 5'-phosphate synthase subunit PDX1. Gene Ontology annotation, biological process: pyridoxal 5'-phosphate biosynthetic process; amino acid metabolic process; pyridoxine biosynthetic process. The record is from RefSeq and is a predicted model, not a curated record. NCBI's taxonomy places the organism in Eukaryota, Viridiplantae, Streptophyta, Magnoliopsida, Asterales, Asteraceae. Bases 93 to 1025 code for a protein of 310 amino acids. Gene Ontology annotation, molecular function: amine-lyase activity. The transcript has 2 exons.
UUCACAAGCAUUCAAGCCGCACAAACUUGCCACUCCUUCAUUCUGACAUCCUCUUAAUCUCUUCAAAACACCCCCACCAAUCCAAGAGAAUCAUGGACGGCACCGGAGUGGUUGCAGUUUACGGCAACGGCUCCAACUCCAUAACCGAAACCAAAACAUCAACAUUCUCCGUCAAAGUUGGGCUUGCCCAGAUGCUCCGAGGCGGCGUCAUCAUGGACGUCGUCAACGCAGAGCAGGCACGGAUAGCCGAAGAAGCGGGCGCGUGCGCAGUCAUGGCACUGGAGCGUGUGCCCGCGGAUAUCCGUGCUCAAGGUGGGGUUGCUCGAAUGAGCGACCCCCAGCUCAUUAAGGAGAUUAAACAGGCUGUUACAAUACCCGUUAUGGCCAAGGCUCGGAUUGGUCAUUUUGUUGAAGCUCAGAUUCUGGAAGCCAUUGGUAUUGAUUAUGUUGAUGAGAGUGAGGUGUUGACAUUGGCUGAUGAUAUGAACCAUAUUAAUAAGCAUAACUUCAGGAUUCCCUUUGUUUGUGGCUGUCGUAAUCUUGGGGAGGCUUUGAGGAGGAUUCGUGAAGGGGCUGCUAUGAUUCGUACCAAAGGGGAAGCUGGAACUGGUAACAUAAUUGAGGCAGUAAGACAUGUGAGAUCUGUGAUGGGUGACAUUAGGGUCUUGGCAAACAUGGAUGAAGAUGAGGUGUUCACCUUUGCAAAGAAAAUCCAAGCCCCGUAUGACUUGGUGAUGCAGACAAAGCAAUUAGGGCGGCUCCCAGUGGUGCAGUUUGCCGCUGGCGGUGUUGCUACACCAGCUGAUGCAGCUCUGAUGAUGCAGUUGGGAUGUGAUGGUGUUUUUGUUGGUUCAGGCGUGUUCAAGAGUGGAGAUCCGGCUCGUAGGGCUCGUGCUAUUGUUCAAGCGGUCACACAUUACACUGACCCAAAGAUGCUCGCGGAGGUGAGUUGUGGUUUGGGUGAAGCUAUGGUCGGGUUGAACCUCGACAAGAAUGUGGAAAGGUAUGCUAACCGGUCCGAGUAAAGUUGACCGGCACAAGGGUGGAUUAUAAUAAUAGCUUUGGUUUAUUUUGAUUUUCUUCUUAGCGAAAGAUUCUUGUGUUGAAGAAACAAGAAAAUAUACAACUAUUGUUGUUAUUGUCACAAGUGUUUGUAUUUGCGCACUAUUUAAUUUAUCUUGAUUCUCAUAUUUUGGUUU